UCCCUAAGAUUAUUUUGUUUCUAAUCUUCCAAGAUGGACUGGUACGUGGGCACGGAGUGGGAGGACAAGAGCCGUGGUCUGGCCAAGAAGGUACUUGCCCUCCAGUUCAGCGAAAUGGAGAAGCCCACGACAGUCAGCACGGUGGAGUUCAGUGUGAACAAGAAGACCGCCAAUUUGGGAGGACGACCCAGCAAGUACUUAACCAGCGAUGAGUCCUCCACGUAUCCGCAGCAGCACAUCCUGGAAAUGGGAACCAGCCUGACGGCAGUGGACUGCUACGUGGAGCUGCUGCUGCAGCAAUUUGUGCCCGGCGAAACGGCAGCCUGCAGCAUCACCAGCAAAACCGGCGAAAGGGUCGAAUUCGAGCUGCGGCUGGAGAGGAUUGUGAAGAAUACGCAGGUGGAGAAGCUGGACGCAGCAGAGAUCUAUCAAGUGGCCCUGCGGCUCAAGGAGAGCGGCGUGGCCAGCUUCAAAACGUUCCCGAAAUUCGCCUUCGAUUACUUUGUGCGGGCCGCAAAGUUGCUGAUCACCUACAAACCCUUCGACCAACUGACCAAAAAGGACAAUGGCAUCGAUGGUCCCACGGUGGAGACGCUCUUCAUCCAGAUACAGACCAACCUGGCUGCCUGUCUGCUGCAGGAGAAGCGCUACGAGCACGUGAUCUACCACACGCAGUUCGUGGAAACGGAGGAGGAUCCCAGCGAGAAGAGCAUCUACCGGCGAGCGCUGGCCUACUAUCACCUGAAGGAGUUCGCCAAGGCGCAGGCCACCAUCGAACGGUUGCCCAACUACGAGGAGAAGCGGGAGUUCAGCAAGCUGCGCGACAACAUAGCGGCCAGCUGGAAGGAUAGCAACGCCCACUACAAGCAGGUGGUGCAGCGCAUGUUCAGCAGCUAGUUCCCAUUGAUAAGAUCUCCAUGUCAGGCACAACCAAUGGCCUUUAUAAAAUAGCUUAUGUUUAAUGUA
Messenger RNA from Drosophila takahashii, 966 nucleotides. It is a transcript of the gene Bdbt, whose product is annotated as Bride of doubletime. The record is from RefSeq and is a predicted model, not a curated record. NCBI's taxonomy places the organism in Eukaryota, Metazoa, Arthropoda, Insecta, Diptera, Drosophilidae. Gene Ontology annotation, molecular function: protein binding.